Messenger RNA from Carassius gibelio (silver crucian carp), 1257 nucleotides. RefSeq names its product UPF0669 protein C6orf120 homolog. The record is from RefSeq and is a predicted model, not a curated record. The coding region runs from base 200 to 760 and encodes 186 amino acids. The transcript has 2 exons. Lineage: Eukaryota; Metazoa; Chordata; Actinopteri; Cypriniformes; Cyprinidae.
CUGUCCUCCUGACCAAGAGAGGGCGCGCGUGCGCAUCAUAACGCCAUCGAGUCCCAGAGAGCAAGAGCGUCCAGUUGUCACCCCAACACCUGUAAGAGCGAAUUCAAAAUAUAACGACGCCGACUGUCCUUUCCCAUGGAGGAUUUUUGACAAUGCACCGGGAGGUUACAGAUGUAGCUGGGGUCUGGCAGAUGUGACCAUGGUGCUGUGGUGCGGUGGUUUGUUGGUGCUGGCGGCCUUGUCCCGGGCCCUGGGCUCUCUGCAACCUUCAGAGAAGUCUUCUGUGCCGGAUGAAUGGGUCCUGCUCCACGUCGUGCAGGGCCACAUCGGUGCGGGAAACUACAGCUACCUGCGUCUCAACCAUGAAGGAUGCAUUAUCCUGUACAUGCAGAGCCUUAAGGGAGAUGCGGACCUCUACAUCUCUGACAAGACGCCGCGGCCAAACUUUGAUACCUACAAGCUUCAGUCGACCACCUGUGGCCAGGACGUGGUGGUCGUCCCGGGGGAUUUUGUUAGGCCUGUUGGAAUCGGGAUCUACGGACAUCCCUCCUACAUGGAGAGUGAGUUUGAGAUGAAGGUGUUUUAUGACCAGACGGUACUUACAGAAGAGGAAACGGAGAAAAACUCUUACUCCUCAGGUGAGACUCCUGCUCAGUCUCAACACUCUCAGGGCCCUACAGACGUGAUGGAAGAAGAGGAGUCAAUCCUGUGGACUAUUCUCAUUGGGAUUCUUAAAAUCAUACUUGAAAUUUUGUUUUGAUUUUGAUGUUCCAGCUGCCAAAAUAACACCCUUGCCACAAUUAAACAUUCUUUCUCAUUUAGAUCAUAUUAGCAGUUUUUUUUUUUUUUCAUCAUUUUGACAAAAAACUAGAAGUGCUUUGCCUGGAGUUUUGUUGUAAUCCUCUAGAGUUGCACCAUCAACACUCUGUAGGGAGUAUGUCGAAUUCAUCCCAAAUUUUAAUAUGCAAAUUAUACAUUUGUUUGUCAAAUUAGAUGGCAUAUCAACACAAUUGAUAGCACCUGAUUUUUCGAACACAAGUUUACAUUUUAUUGGUGGAGUUUAAAAAAAGGUUGCGUGGUGCAUUUGUUUGUCUUUUACUGAGUUGAGUCUUAGGUUUUAAACUGCACUAUGCAAUCACACAAAGGUCGUAUGGCUGUGCCUGUUGUGAAGAAGAGUCUGUUGACUAAUAAGCAGCAAUGAAUCUUCUGCAUCUGUAGUUGUAAGAUACAAAUAAAAUAAUCACUUAUUUUUGAAAA